AUGGGUAACACACCUUCACAUCAUAAUGGACAUGCAUCACCUCAUCAUGGUGGUCAAGGUGGUGGUAAUGGUAAACAUGUAUUGGAAGAUGAUUCCAACUUGAACUCACCUACGCAUGGUAGUAGUCAUAGUGGACACGGACAUGUUUUCGGGCAUUCACAUGGACAUGGAUCAGGAAAUAGACAUCAUCCAAAUUUGAGAUUACCAAUGCCAUCUAGACCUACACACAUAUCACCUCAAUCAUCUAAUCCAACUUCACCAAGUGGUAGAAGUGGCUCGCCAAGACGUAGGAAAUCAUUAGAAUUGCCUGAUUUAAAUAAACUAUCAUUCACUCCUGCAGCUUUGACUCCAGCUGCACCUGUACCCACGACACAUACUCAUACUUCACAUCAUCUAGCUCCGUCAACAACUGCCGUAAAACAUAAUCAAACUUCUUCCACUACAAAUACAAACACAAAUACAACAUCAACAUCUUCUUCUUCAGCAAGUAACAUUCCAAUCUCAACGUCCACUUCAACCUCAACAAUCAUCACUCCUCAACAGAAGAAAUGGCAUCAGACGUUAGGUGGUAGAACAGCUUCUCCUUUAUCGAACCCAAACGCCUUGGGUGCAAUGUCAAAACUUGAUAAUUCAUCAAAAUCAGCUCCUAUUUCAAUGCCAAAUACCAACAUUCAAUCUAGACAUGAAACGAAUAAUCCUUAUUUCCCUUCCACACCAACACAAAAUCUCAAACCAAUGGCCAUGCCCAUACCCAUUCCUGUAUCUGGAAUUGGCAAGGAAUCCACACCACAACAAGGAAGUAGUAAAUUACCUCUUCCUCCAUCUCAACUACAAGGUCAAAGCGGUUUAUCGCCUCCUCCCCCAUCGAAAGCUCCUACACCUUUACCUAAAGAUAUCCAAGGGGAACAAGCAGCACAGGUACCGAUUGAUGACGGUUUAGUGAAUGUACCGAUUCAUUGGACGCAAGGUGGAAAAACAGUCUUCGUCACUGGUAAUUUCGCUGAUAAUUGGAAAGGAAGGAUCAAGCUCCAGAGAAGCACACACGACUUCAAUACAGUCCUGCGCCUUCCGCCGGGACAGUAUCGUCUGAAGUUCAUAGUAGACGAUUCAUGGAUCUGUUCAAAGAACAUAUCAACUGCGACAGAUGACGAUGGUAUCCUAGUGAACUGGAUAGACGUCGAAGCUCCUAAGACCGAGGAAGAGAUGAGAGCGGAAUGGGCCAUGGACGCUAAACCGGCGGUGAAAGAGGAGAAUGACGACGAAUCACUAUGGACAACCGUCAUACCACCCGCAUUAACACUUUAUCAAUACAUAGAAGAACUACCAACCCAUUUCUCCCCUGAAGAAUAUUCACAAUUCUUAAAAUCAGUUCCAUAUCUAUCAAACGUACCCGCCCCACCUACAUUACCCAGAAUAUUAGAUAAAGUAAUUCUGAACAGUGAUUCGAAGAGAUUAUGGGAUUCUCAUGAUCCAUUAAUGGCUCAACAAACUGGAUAUUCGAAUGCUCCAGCUGCACUAGAUGAUAAUUCGAUUCUGGCAGUACCGAAUCAUGUGGUAUUGAAUCAUCUAACGGCUAGUGCUAUUAGAAAUGGAACGUUAGGUGUUGGAACCACUACAAGAUAUAGGUCCAAGUACAUAACAACGAUGUUUUUCAAACCCACUCUAACAGAUAUGCCCGGAACGAAUUCAGCGACUGAAGCAGCUUCGCAAGUACAAUCUGAAACCCAAUCUGUCUUAUAG
Messenger RNA from Kwoniella shivajii, 1740 nucleotides. RefSeq lists its product as uncharacterized. Gene Ontology annotation, molecular function: protein kinase binding. The transcript has 4 exons. Gene Ontology annotation, biological process: signal transduction. The coding region runs from base 1 to 1740 and encodes 579 amino acids. The record is from RefSeq and is a predicted model, not a curated record. Gene Ontology annotation, cellular component: nucleus; cytoplasm; nucleotide-activated protein kinase complex. NCBI's taxonomy places the organism in Eukaryota, Fungi, Basidiomycota, Tremellomycetes, Tremellales, Cryptococcaceae.